Acomys russatus (golden spiny mouse) is the source of this 1200-nucleotide messenger RNA. Its product is annotated as PC-esterase domain-containing protein 1B-like. The transcript has a single exon. NCBI's taxonomy places the organism in Eukaryota, Metazoa, Chordata, Mammalia, Rodentia, Muridae. The record is from RefSeq and is a predicted model, not a curated record. The coding region runs from base 1 to 1200 and encodes 399 amino acids.
AUGCCCCACCUCCGCGCUCACGAAGUGCAGCAGCUGUUGCACAACAAGUUUGUCGUCGUCAUGGGAGACUCCGUUCAGCGCGCCGUGUACAAGGACCUGGUCCUCCUGCUCCAGAGGGACUGCCUGCUGUCUUCCAGUCAGCUGAAGAGCAAGGGCGAGCUGAGCUUCGAGCGCGACGUGUUGCUGGAGGGCGGCCGAUGGGGUCGCAUGCAUAAUGGUGCCCACUACCGCGAGGUGCGCCAGUUCUGCUCGGGCCACCACUUGGUGCGCUUCUACUUCCUCACCCGAGCCUACUCGCCCUACGUCGAGGACAUCCUGCAGCAGCUGCGCUGGGGUGAGUACGCCCCCGACUUGGUGAUCUUGAACUCGUGCCUCUGGGACCUUUCCAGGUACGGAAGCAAUUUCCUCAGGAGCUACCGAGAAGACCUGGAGAGGCUGUUUCAACGCCUAGCUCAGGUGCUGCCGGCCUCCUGCCUCCUGGUGUGGAAUACUACCAUGCCUGUGUCCCACGUCGUAUCCGGGGGUUUCAUCCAGCCGGGUGCCCCAACCUGCCCCUCGCGCCUGCGCGAAGAUGUGAUGGUGGCUAACUUCUACAGCUCAUCAGCGGCGGUGAGGUACGGCUUCGACGUGCUGGAUCUCCACUUCCACUUCCGCCAUGCCGGGCAGCAUCGGCUGAGCGAUGGAGUCCACUGGGAUGAGCGUGCACACCGUUACCUCUCGCAGCUGCUGCUGGCACACGUGGCAGACGCCUGGGGCGUGAUCCUCCCAGCGCACCAGCCUGUGGGCAGGUGGAUCAGGGAUGUUCCUGCCGAAAGACAGCCAGACCAGGCAGACAGAAGGCAGCCUCGAGACCACCACCCAAGCGAGCGGCGGGGAGCCUCUGUGUCCAGGCAUUCUUCCUGUCCCAGGUACCAUCACCGCCACAGCCCUCGGAGGUCUUAUUCCCACUCUCGAAGCCUGCACAGCCGCAGAGAGGACCCUGUGGCCUUCGCUCCAUCUUCCAGGCAGCAACCACCCCACAGAGAUUCCCCAAGGCACAGGCAUGGAUAUUUCAGGGAUACCCGUUCGGCUGAUCCUGAGCGUAGGCCAGGCCCCAUCCGCAGAGUUUACGACGAAAGCAGGGAGGCUUCUCCUUACCCUCACAGGCACCACAGGGAUUCCCACAGAUCCCAUAGAAGCCACAGUCAUCGGCGCACCUAG